UUUUAUUUGUGCUGCUGUUAUUAAGCGCGUGUGUUUAUGUGCUGUUAGAGCUCGAGCGGUGCAGCUGCGCGCUGAUGUCUGAGAAGCAGAGCUUUAGCUGCGGCUAAAUGCUAAUCAUCACAGAGAUGAACAGCACACCUGUGAAUGACAUGGAGAAGAAACUGGCAGAGUAUAAAUGCGACACUAAUGAAGCUGUAUGUCUGAAACUAGUGCGGUUUCCAGAGGAUCUAGGCGAUGAAAGCACAACAUUUCACCCCGAGUACAGUCAUCAGCUGUUUGGAGAUGAUGAAGUGGCGUUUGGCUACAAAGGUCUUCAGAUCCAGCUGUACUACAGUGCAGGGAACCUGAGCUCCCUGUUCAAAGUCAAGUACACAGCCAGGGUCACAGACACGUUUGACUGUGUGGAGCCAGACGAUGUGGAGGGCAAGAUCAGAGAGAUCAUUCCUGCUGGUUUCUGCUGUAACACAGAUGACUUCAUCUCUCUUCUGGAGAAAGAGGCCAACUUCAAACCCUUCGGCAGCCUGCUGCACACCUACAAAGUUCACAAUGUGGAGGCAGGAGAGGAUCUCACCUACCAGAUACACAAGGUGGAUACCUCGUGUCCAGGGUUCAGAGAGUACCAUGAGCGCUUGCAGACAUUUCUCAUGUGGUUCAUCGAGACGGCCAGUUUCAUCGAUGUGGAUGAUGAUCGAUGGGAUUUCUUCCUCGUAUUUGAAAAGUACAAUAAGGAUGGAGAGACCCUCUACGCAACGGUUGGCUACAUGACAGUGUAUAAUUACUACGUAUACCCAGACAAAACCAGACCACGUGUCAGAUAUAACCUCUCGGAGACUGAUGAUAUCAUUGCUUACUCGGAGGACCCGUCUGAAAACUAUGUGAAGCUGAGAGAUUUUGUGCUGGUGAAGCUGUGCUUGACUCUGCCCUCCUUCUCCAGUGAGAAACUCUCUCAGGGCUUCAGUGAAGAGAUGGUGUCUGAGGCCAGAGAGAAACUCAAGAUCAACAAGAAACAUGCACGCCGUGUUUAUGAAAUCCUGCGUCUCAGAAACACAGACAUGAGCGAUGAAGAGAAAGCCAAAGAAUUUCGAUUGGAGGUGAAAAAAAGACUCUAUGGACCCUACAGAAAAAACCAGCGUGAGCUGACUAAGAUGCAGAAGUGUUUGAGGCCAGAGGAGCUGGCGUCCCACAUCAGCCAGAUGGACACGAGACUGCAACACGAGGAGCUGGAGAAAAGCUACCAGGACGUGCUGGCGGAGUAUCGCAGAGUCCUGGAGCGACUGGCUCAGGCCUGAACACACAGAGACUUCUGCAUAGUCCUGGAAAGACUGGCCCAGACACACACACACACACACAAUAUCACACAUACUGUUCUAUUGCAUUGUAC
Molecule: messenger RNA, 1381 nt
Organism: Sinocyclocheilus anshuiensis
Lineage: Eukaryota; Metazoa; Chordata; Actinopteri; Cypriniformes; Cyprinidae
Product: histone acetyltransferase type B catalytic subunit-like
Exons: 11
Coding region: 108-1289 (393 amino acids)
Biological process (GO): subtelomeric heterochromatin formation
Cellular component (GO): nucleus
Molecular function (GO): histone binding; histone acetyltransferase activity
Source: RefSeq, a predicted model, not a curated record